AGCGGGAUAGCUGGCAAGAUACUUGGCGCAGGAGUCUCUGCCUUCGUAGACGCUGCUUGAACGACGCCUGGUAUUUUACCAUUGGUCAAGCUAGCUUUCUAGACUCCCUUCCCCAUUGGCCAGGCGUCCUUUCCUAGUUCAGUGACAGAGCAUGGAGCAGUCAGAGUGAGAUUACUUGUAUAGUUGCAGACAACACACAGCUUAGCCCCAUCAUUUUUCUAAGGUAGUCGAUCAUUUCCUGUAGACCAAGGCUAUUGGAAGACUUCAGCGGCCCAGAAUCCACUUGAAAGAGGCCUGCUUCGUGAGGCCCAUCUACGGAAGCAUACAUUCACUAUUACGUUGGACUUCUGAGAGCAGCUUCUUUUGACAAGAAGGACUUUGAUUAGCUAACUCUUUGCAACGUCUGAAAUCCUGAGAUUUCCAACCUUCUGUCUUGGACUGUGUUUCAAGGCUGGCAGCUUUUCGUCUGGACUUAUUCUUGUUCUGACAUUGAGGACAGGACGGACGGAAGUAAUCAGAUUAGCCGAGGUAGUCGGCCGUGAAGUGAACAGAUCUGCGGACGUGUGGCAACUGCUUUGACCCUCCCUCUGGAGAGCGGAUAGCAACAAGGAUUAAUGUUCACGUCCCCUACAGUCUAGGAAGCAGGACGCGGUCAGCACCUAUCGGACUUACCACUUAUCACCGCACCCAUGGUCAUGCAAGAAGUCAAUUUGACUAAGCCUGAUAGUUAACAGCUCAGAUCCCCAUCGACCAACCAAAUCAUCCCGAGGCUUGACAUCAUCGCUGAUUGGUUGACAUCGAGACGCUAUGGCGGACCCUGGACAACUGACGUCAACAGCAGCUUACUUCAACACUACGGUCGGUAGUAACUCCACGUUGUCAGACAUGGGGGGCAACGCUUCCCAAGAGGUUCUGACAGGUCUGGAUGUAUGGAAUUCGUGGUAUCGCCCCGUCCAUGGAUACGCUGCCCCAAUUGUGUGCAUCUUCGGAGUUGUGGCAAAUGCGUUGAACUUUUUUGUUUUGACCAGCAAGAAUAUGCUAUCACCGACUAACGUUAUUCUCUCGGGUUUAGCCGUGUCUGAUGGACUCACAAUGGCGGCUUAUUUCCCAUACGCCAUUCUUAACUACCACAUGUUUGAUUCCCGUCCCUCCCCGUUAGCAAACGCUCGUUUUCUUUUGUUUUACGCCAUUUUCAGCGUAGUGGUACACUCCAUUUCAAUUUGGCUGACGGUUUCUUUGGCACUCUUUCGUUACAUAUUCAUACGCAAUCCUCGACACGGAGCCAAAUUGUGUAGUAUUCAAAGAGCCAAGCUGACAAUUUUAAUCGUAUCGGUAGUAACAACGAUUGCUUGUGUACCCAACAGCGUGUCCUACAAGUUUACCGACUAUACAGAGAAUAACGUUACGUCAUGGUACAUUGAUGUCAAGAAAGACACCUCUGCCGCAAUUUUCAUCAAGAACCUCAAUUUCUGGACACAAGCCCUCUUGGUAAAACUAUUACCGUGUUUUCUGUUGACAAUACUGAGCGUGUGUUUGGUUAAGACAAUGAAGGAUGCGGAAAAGAGGAGGAAGAAGCUAUUGAAUAAGACCAAGAAAGCGGACGACGACAACAAACGGCAGGGGAAGACCAACAGAACGACGCGCAUGCUUCUCAUUGUCGUUGCUUUGUUUCUGUUGACUGAGAUUCCUCAGGGAAUCCUUCAACUGCUGAGUGGGGUGAUCGACGGGUUUUUCAUAAAUGUGUACAGCCCUCUGGGGGAUUUAAUGGAUAUUCUCGCUCUCAUCAACAAUGGAAUAAACUUCGUCCUGUACUGUACGAUGAGCAAGCAGUUCAGAGAUACAUUCAUCAAAAUAUUUCUCAAGGACAUGCUGAAGGGUGGCGAGAAAAGGACAGCUCUUGUGCAAACCCAGGCCACACGUGACUCUGACGUGUGAAUGUACUGAUGUGCCUCGCUCUGCUCAACUGUAUGAACACCGUGCCUAGUCAAUGAACACUGUGCUGAGAAACUGGUUGGAACAAUGCGUGAUACUUGAAGUGAAGGUGUAGAUAGACGCACGCCGGCUGGCAUACAGUUUGUCAGGAAACAGAACAACUAGGUUGACCCCUUACUGCAGAUCUAUUAUGGCGUCAUAAUUGACUGCAGAACUUGUUUCCUGACAGGGCUGUGUUUCAAGUUGGCCAUACGCUGGACUGAUGAGCUGCCUUGAGUGACUGGUCGUAGUUGGGAGUGAACGCUUGUACAUAACCCGUCACUUGGAUCUGUGCAUACGGUGACUUAUACAGAGAAUGAUGUAAAUACACUUGUAUUAUACCCAUGAUGUAUAGCAGUUAAGUAACAUCCUGCUACUUGUAUAUACCCAGUAGUGGACACAGCCAUGACGAAAUAGCCGGAUACUGCACUCGGCGACCUCUUCCCCAUCUGACAACAGGGACGCUGUGUUUGUUGCCUGGCGACAGUCAAAGGCGUGAUGAGACGAUUUAACUGACUAUCAUAUGGUUUUUAUUCCUUGCUGGCUUGACCGAGACCUGCUUCUUGUUAAUGCUGUAUAUACAUAUAUCGAGUAUAUUCCUCUGUUGAGUGUUGUUAUCAUGCAAAACAGCUACCUGUAUAUGUAUCGUAGUGUGCACCUUAUUUGUACUGACUUACGUAAGGUAAAUAGUAUUUUGUGA
Molecule: messenger RNA, 2671 nt
Organism: Haliotis rufescens (red abalone)
Lineage: Eukaryota; Metazoa; Mollusca; Gastropoda; Lepetellida; Haliotidae
Product: G-protein coupled receptor dmsr-1-like
Exons: 3
Coding region: 808-1935 (375 amino acids)
Biological process (GO): G protein-coupled receptor signaling pathway
Cellular component (GO): membrane
Molecular function (GO): G protein-coupled peptide receptor activity
Source: RefSeq, a predicted model, not a curated record